AUGUCCGCUAUGCAGAACCUCCACUCUUUCGACCCCUUUGCUGAUGCAAAUAAGGGUGAUGACCUGCUUCCUGCUGGGACUGAGGAUUAUAUCCAUAUAAGAAUUCAACAGAGAAACGGCAGGAAGACCCUCACUACUGUCCAGGGGAUCGCUGAUGAUUAUGAUAAAAAGAAACUAGUGAAAGCAUUCAAGAAGAAAUUUGCCUGCAAUGGUACUGUAAUUGAGCAUCCAGAAUAUGGAGAAGUAAUUCAGCUACAGGGUGACCAGGGCAAGAACAUAUGGCAGUUCCUUGUCGAGAUUUGA
Molecule: messenger RNA, 303 nt
Organism: Dromiciops gliroides (monito del monte)
Lineage: Eukaryota; Metazoa; Chordata; Mammalia; Microbiotheria; Microbiotheriidae
Product: eukaryotic translation initiation factor 1-like
Exons: 1
Coding region: 1-303 (100 amino acids)
Biological process (GO): translational initiation
Cellular component (GO): eukaryotic 43S preinitiation complex
Molecular function (GO): translation initiation factor activity; ribosomal small subunit binding; RNA binding
Source: RefSeq, a predicted model, not a curated record